AUGAAAUCUACUGAUAAAAAACAAAAGUUAAAUGAUAAUACUGUUAAAUAUCCUCAGUACGAGCUGGGAGACUUUGUUGGCCUUCAAGUCGAUCGUGUUCAUGGCAUCGACACAACAUUUAAAGUUUUACCAUGUAAAGUAACAUCUGUAAAUUGGUCGUCGAAUGAUUCUAUAAUGUACAAAGUGUGUACUUUGCAAGGUGUAUUAUCAACAGUGUAUGGUGUUCACGAUUUCUUGGAUUUACGAAAAUAUGAUUUUACUGAUUUACGUGCUGUCGAACCAACAACUCUACCAACAAUUACAUUUACAGACGCGUGUAAAGAGUACGUGAAAAUAGGUAUAAAUCCUGUAAUGGAGGCUUGCAACUGUAAUGGUAAAUGUGCUACGAAAUCUUGUCCAUGUAAAUCUAAACAUGUUAAAUGUUGUACAAAAUGUCAUCCACAAAAGAAACACAGUUGUGCUAAUAUUUGCGACCAAUAA
Rotaria sp. Silwood1 is the source of this 480-nucleotide messenger RNA. The record is from the annotation of a GenBank genome assembly. Lineage: Eukaryota; Metazoa; Rotifera; Eurotatoria; Philodinida; Philodinidae.